Messenger RNA from Helianthus annuus (common sunflower), 1092 nucleotides. Its product is annotated as RHOMBOID-like protein 12, mitochondrial. Bases 53 to 943 code for a protein of 296 amino acids. The record is from RefSeq and is a predicted model, not a curated record. The transcript has 8 exons. Gene Ontology annotation, molecular function: serine-type endopeptidase activity. Lineage: Eukaryota; Viridiplantae; Streptophyta; Magnoliopsida; Asterales; Asteraceae. Gene Ontology annotation, cellular component: membrane.
ACAAUUUCGGUUUAUUUGCUUUGAUCAUCAUCAUCAUCACACUGUCCGUACAAUGCAGAAUCUACUCUCCUUCAAUCGCCACCAUCCGACAACCGUAUCGCCGCCGCGUUACCACCGCCCUGCUUGCACUCACUACACCACUUUUCCCCAGCCGUCAAGGCGGCGUGUUUCGUGUAACGUGCUUUUCAAACCCAAAGUUUCAUCAUGCAACUUACUUGCUCAUCACGCUGUAUUUAGGUCAACUAGAGCUGAAUCAAGUAGACGCAACUUUCUAUUCAAUCAACCAAAUAGUUACCUAAAAACAUGGCAGAUACAUUCUACAGGGAGGCUCACAUCUGUAGAUGGUGUGGUAAAAGGCUUGAUCUUAACAAAUGUGGUUGUGUAUCUGCUCUGGAAAGUUGCUGACAUAAACUUCAUGAUUCAGAACUUCACGAUACAGUGGGACAACAUUAAAGGCGGACGGUAUCAUACCAUGAUCACUUCUGCUUUCAGUCAUAAGAACCUUAAACAUAUCGUCUCAAACAUGAUCACACUCUAUUCCUUCGGCAAGAGUAUUGGUCAACGGGUCGGGCCUGAAUUUCUGCUUGCGUUGUAUCUGGUUGGGGCUUUUGGUGGCUCGGUUUCAUAUCUGGUGCAUAGGGCUUCUCUCGCCACAUCAUCAAGUGACAACCAAUUGUCUGAAUCGGACCGUUCAAAUGCUGCAGCCUUGGGAGCAAGUGGUGCAGUGAAUGCUAUCUUGAUGCUUUAUAUAUUACUCUACCCAAUGAAGACUUUACUUGUCGACUUCAUGAUACCUGUCCCUGCUCUAUUAGCGGGGAUAUAUGUAAUUUUCAAAGAUAUACAGAGAGUAAAGGAAGAUAGUCAAAUUUCGGGAUCUGGUCACUUGGGUGGUGCUGCGGUUGGACUCUUAGCUUGGGCAUGGCUGAGAAAGAGGCGGUUGUAAAUUCUGCUAGUUAGAGUCGCUUUUAUUUGAGAUGAAGUAUAGUUUCGUAUGAUGAUUCUUCGUAAAGGGGCUUCGUUUCUUUUCUAGUUUUUACGCCAUCUACUUUUAUAUCAUUCAACAACAAGUAAAUAGCAAGUGUUUUUGUUUUA